This is a messenger RNA of Anopheles bellator, 830 nucleotides long. RefSeq lists its product as uncharacterized. Bases 15 to 830 code for a protein of 271 amino acids. The record is from RefSeq and is a predicted model, not a curated record. NCBI's taxonomy places the organism in Eukaryota, Metazoa, Arthropoda, Insecta, Diptera, Culicidae. The transcript has 3 exons.
UGUGGGUUUCUACAAUGAAUGCGCCUAAAGGAAAUUCUAAAAAACCGGUCGCAAAAAAGUCGAUAAGAAAUGUCCUGGUGCAACCCUACGAAGUGACGUGGCCUACCAUUCCGAAGGAUGAUUUCGAUGAGUGUGUUCGCCGUCUCGAGCAAGUGGACCGCAAAUAUUUCGUCUACGGCUGCAAUCCCGUAAUAAGGGCACUGCAAAACGGCACCAGUCCGGUUUUCUUCAUCCUCAACUCGUUUCAUCCAAAGAUUUUCGCAAAAACAAUCAUCCGAAUGGCACGCAGGCGAAGUCCGAGUGUACUAACGCUGUCGCUUCCCUCCUUUCCGGGCCAACCUAAACAGGACAGUAUGAUGAUGGCAAUCGUCCCGAACCAAGAGAGCGAACCUGCACCGGCAAUUAAGGCGCUUCUUGAAUGGACAAAGCAGCUAUGUGUGCGGGAAAAGUUCAUCAAAGCAGCCAUCGAUCAAGUGAAGAAAACUGCAAAAGUAUCAAAGAAAGCAAAACGAAAACAUUCAAGGCAACCCUUGACGAAGGAACAACUGGCCGCUCUCUACGUUUUGCAACCGAUCGGCGAAGCGCAGGAAGAGAAAUUGAAACGUAUCGUCACAAAACCUGAUGCUCCCGCUGCGCAGGAUACGUUGGAUUUUAUUUCCUUUUCCGGUGACGAUAAUAAUCGGAAGCGUAAAGCGGCGGACUCUCCGAGUUCCACAGUUUCGAGCAAUCGUAAACAACCGAAAGAAACUUACGUGCCGUUAAAGAUAAAUCGUGUCCAGGGAAACGCUAAUCGAGUGGAGCACAAGAAAAUAAAGCGACGACACUUAUAA